ACAUCGCACUGAACCGGGGCAGAGCGGAGGCCCAGCCGGGUCUGAGUCCGAGCCAAUAACUAACUACUGCUCCACCCAGCCGCCGCUUUAACCCCGGCAUGCCCUCCCUCACAGCCCGAACACACUGUUAACCUGCAGAGCGCUUUCUGAGGACGACAGCAGCCCGCCUGUAGCGCUCACGAACCCGGACUCGGAGAGACUCUGCCCUGGUUUGGUCCUUUAACCUGAAGCUAGCUACGCGACCAGAGCUAGACCAGCUAACUAGAGCUCCAGUCUACAGCCUGCUUUAAGCUAUUGUUGGUGUCUGUUCUGGGGUAAAUGUCCUCAUAGCUAACCUAAUGCUAGGAACAUUUGCUGAAUUCUGUGUUUUGCAGCCAUUGCCUAAAACACUGAAUCAUCAUUUGAGGUAGUUAUUUAGCUAGUGCUAGCUAACAUUUAAGGUAGAACCACGUAGCUAGUUAACGCUGGCUAGCUUCCUCCCUAAACAGAAUAGCUAACCUAGUUAGUAAGCUAGUUAGCUAGGUUAUAACCUAUUUAUUAUGGUCUAAAAUAGCCUAAUGACUGGCAGAUGAUCUAGGCUAGGAACGUACACUAGCUGCUCUAUAAACCCUGUGAAAAGCAGCCUUCUUCCCCCUCACUGAUGAAUCCAUUUUCUGUGGGCUAAAGUCUUUGCCUUUGUCUCUCAUCUGACACCCUCUCUACUGGAAUAAAACAGUAAAAAGCAGGCUAUUAUUCCAAAAAGAAAAAAAAGAAGGAAUAUCUCCAGCAAACAGCCAGGAAGGAGUGGCGGCAUUGCUGGCUAAAGGCUCUCUGUUUCCACCCAAGAACGUCGGGUUUCCAUGGAGACAGUGUCGGCUCUCGGCCUGAAACGCAGAUUCGAGGAAGUGGACAGCGGCUCGCCGUGCUCCACACCCAAAGACUCAGACGAUGACAUCUCCAGCAGCGACAGUGCAGAUAGCUGCGACAGCCUUAACGCUCCCUCCACCUCCCUCACACCAACCUCUAUUCUUAGACGACACAAAACCUCUCUGGGCCGUAAGCGGGUGCGAUUCGACGCUGUGACUGUCUAUUACUUCUCCAGAAGGCAAGGCUUCACCAGCGUGCCAAGCCAGGGUGGCAGCUCACUGGGCAUGGCACGCCAUCACUGUGCCAUACGCCACUACACCCUUGGGGAGUUUGCCCGAGAGCAGGAGAGCAGCCACCGGAUUAUUCUGCGCCAGCACCUGCGCCAGGAGAAGCUGAACGCUCGCAAACUGAAGCUGACCCGAAACGGGACUGUGGAGUGCGCUCAGGCCGACCUGCUGACCCUGGAUGACGUGUCCGAUGAUGACCUGGAUGUAGAAGGUGUUGAAGUGGACGACUGCUUCUUCCUGCAGCCUCUGCCCACCAAGCGGCGGCGGGCGCUGCUGCGAGCCUCUGGCAUUGCUCGCAUCGAUGCCCGCGAGAAGACUGAGCUGAGGGCCAUCCGGCUCUCGCGAGAAGAGUGCGGCUGCGACUGCCGCUUCUACUGUGACCCGCACCAGUGUGGCUGCAGCCAGGCGGGCAUCAAGUGCCAGGUCAGAGGCAGCUGUGGUGUGGACCGGAUGUCCUUCCCGUGCGGCUGCUCCCGUGACGGCUGCCGCAACACGGCCGGUCGGAUUGAGUUCAACCCUCUGCGUGUCCGCACCCACUAUUUGCACACCAUCAUGAAGCUGGACUUGGAGAAGAGGAGGAUCCUGGGCUCCAGGCCUGGUGAGGAAGACUCUGGUGGAGAGGGAGUGGAGCUGGCCUCCUCCUCCUCUCCACCACCCCUCUCCCUCUCUCCUCUGGACUCUGAGGUGGAGGUGGAGGCGCUGGAGGUGCAGAGUGAGCGGGAGCUGCUGGAGGAGCAGUGCAGCAGUCUGGAGAGGGAGAACGAGACGGCCGUGCUGCAUCUCCAGAGCGCCGAGGAGCUGGAGAGGAGGAGGAGGGAGCAGGAGGAGGAAGCACAGGGAGAGGAGGUACAGGACACUAACCCUAGCCUCUGUCUUCUGCACGGGCAGAUAAACAACGAGGCUGGGGUGGAGGGUAUGGAGAGUGUGGAGGAGAUGGAAGGUGUAGAAGGAAUGCUCCUCCACGGGGGGUUUCCUGGUGGAACUGCCUUGCUUUGCAUCACAGAGAACCAAGAAGAAGAAGACGAAGCUCCGCCCCAGCAGAACCUGCUCAAUGAGCAAGGCUCUCUGCUGUACUAUCAGCUCAGCCCUGUGGAAACAGCUGCCUUAGAGACGUUCCACGAGCAAAGGGAGGAGGAGCCUGGAGAAGGAAAAGGAGACGGAACUGAGAAACACCACAAAGCCCAGACCUGCAGGCAGGACCAGGCAGAAAACCCCGCUCUCAGCACCGAGCCUCCUUCUCCCGCCCCGUGUCCAGACAUUAGAGGUACCGAAGAGGUCCAGCCCGGCUCUAAAAAGCUUUCCGGCACCAGAGAAAGCCAGGAGGAGACUUGCCUUCCAGCGGAGGAGGAGAAAAUCCAGCUUCCUCCCGAAGUUUAGAGCCCAGCAACACUGCAGAAGUUUUGCACAAGCUUUACAUUAAAAGUUCCAGAGGGCCUACUCCGCACAGGGUAGAUCCGUUCACUAGAAAGUGUGAUGUUAACCAUUUAGAUUUUAAAAAGGAGACGUUACUGACAUCAGUUCGUAUCUGUUAUUGUGGCGAUAAGCAUGCACUGUAUUCGAAGUAGGUCUUUUUGUGGUCAAAUAAGUUAUUGAAAUGAAAACAAAUAAUAGAAUAAUAAUUUAUCUAAAAGAAAAAAAAAGGAAAAAGGAAAGCAAAGAACGGGGGGGGGGCCGAGACGAGGGUGAGUUCACUUUUUUUUUUUUUUUUUUUUUGAUACUGGUGGUAAAUGUGGCCUUUUUAUGUUGAAGAUAAGCAUUUUUUUUCAGGAUGGAACAGUGGAUCAUUGGAGGCUUCACAAAUGCCUUGGGUUUCUGGUGCAGAAGCCCACUGAUCCGUUUAUAAACGGGACUAUUAGCAAGCAGAGCAAGGUGCCCAGAUCUGUAAGGCUAUGUUCAAACACAAAAAGUGGCUCAAAUCCAAAAACAGUUUUUACAUCUAGGAGAAAGGAAAAUGGACAACAGUAGUGAGUGAGGGCUACAGUAGUAGAAAUAUGAGGUAAAAGACCUCAUAAAUAUUUAGCCUGACUGUCACCCCUUAACGAAAUUAAGCUGCUUUAACACUGCAGGGUCAAAUGAUUACUAAGGCUGUACUGUAUUGUUCCGUGUCUGUGCUGUCCGAUUAAACAUGUUGCUAAUGUUGCUAACAUUGCGUUAGCAAUGCUGUCGACUACACUCGUCCAAUCUCAUUAAUAAAAAAUUAAAAGAUAUAUAUAUUAACUGCAUAAACAAAUGAAUUGGAGCAGACGAAACCGAAACUUCACGUGAAGCGCAUGAACAUCACUCAGUUAAGGAGCAUGAUCUGUUCAGAUCCAUGUCAGAUAUACUGUAGGUCACAAUAAAGAAAUAAUGUGAAAAUAGCCUAAAAUAAACGUGCAAUUUAUAGAAAAUUUUCAGAUUUGGGCCACUUUUGUACGUUUUUAAACAUAGCCUUAAUCACUAGUGAAGGUGAUUUAUUUUUAGUUGAGUAUCAGACAGAGACUGAAAACUCAACAGUGACGUAAAAAAAAAAAAAAAGAAAACAGGACCUUUAUGACAGUAAUCCCUUACGCUCACAUUGACACAGCAAUCCUGGGAAUACUUGGGUUUCAUGUACUGUAGUGUUUGCUGAGAGCAAGCAGACGGUGGGGAGAGGGAGGUGCUCGUUUUAUGCACGUUGAAAACUUGACUAGGUUUAUUUUUAUUAUUUUUUUAAAGGCGAACUGAACAGGUGAGGAGGUUGAAUGGUGGAUGUGCAGUUAGUUUGCACAGGGAUCAUACAUUCUCGUCAGAUAACCUGAGAAAAAGUUGAUGUUGAUGCCACUCAUCACAGAUCUCAGCUCUAGAGCUGUGCUGUUUUAAGAAAUAUUAUUAUAUAAAAUUUCACUUUUAUAAUGAAGGUAAUCAUGGAUCACAAACACCAGAUCAUGCUUAAGAGUCUAAUUGAAGUUGGUUAUACUUCACAUCUGUAUUUAGAAAGUCAGUUUGAGCAUGUGUUUUGUGAAUUUGUUUAUAGAAUGCAUAGAAUAGUGAGUAUAAAAAUUAGGUUUCUAUUCAGAAAUGCAAAAUAAUGCAAAAAAAUUCUACAGUUUUACCAUUUCACUGAAUUAUACAGUGCCAAAGAAUGUCCACAAGUUUGAGGUAAAUACUAUUUGAUUGAUUAAAGCAGCGUUAUGUAGAAUUUAGGUCAAAAUCAUUCUAAUACGCCACCUACUCUAUAAAGAAUGGAAUUAAUAUUGUCUUAAUUGUUCUUACUCUGGACUCAGUACGCUUCUAACUGCACUAUGUAACUCUGGUGGGAAAGAAAUAUCAAUUUCAGAUCUGAAUAGCUGACAAAAGAUAAGAUUAAAAUCUCAAAAUACAUGCCAAAAAAUAUUCUACAUGGACGCCACCAGUUAUGAUCAUUACCAUCCACUGUGCUACUGUCUGCUGUGAGUGGUAAUAUUAGCCUUCUAAUAAAAGAAUUUUCUACCUAUCUGGCAACCAUUUUCCCACAAAAUUCAAAUCAUCUAUACUUACAAGAUAUAUUACCAUUAUUUUAUACAGGUGUGGGCAUAACCAAGCCAUCCUCUGAGGUAACACUUCAUGAUCAGUUUGGUAUUAGAUACUAGGGCUGCACAAUAUUAGAAAAAAUAUAUAUUGUAAUGUAAACCAGGGCACGGUUCACUUGCACUCGGAGACAGUACGCAUGCAGUGUGAGCGCGAUCUGUGGCCGAUCACAGAACAAUGUCUCCAGUGAUGCAACGUUUCUGUAAACAAACAUGGCGAUGUUGUGCCAAAUUCUGUGAUGGAGAUAACUGUGACUUUUGGCGCUGCUUUCUUAGUAAGUUGAGGACAGUACACUUUUCUCGACAGGGGGUGCUUUUUUAAUGGUGGGGGUGCUGAACGAGUAAUGCCGUAAGCAUGCUCGGGCACGGAUUGUUUAAACGCAGUGUAAGUGCAGGCCAGUGGGGAGGGGGGAGGUGCUUUAGGCAUGUUCCUUCUCCCAAAACUUUAGUUAUUUCAUAACAAUACUUGCAGAAUAUAGCAGUGCGUCCCUAAAUUUGUCUAAAUAUUAUCCAUCUGGUUGAUUGAAUAAGUCAUUGAAUAAGUCAUUUUUAUUAACACAAAUUAAUACAAAUAUUUUUUUCGCACUGAACAUUCGUUUUUGCCAUUGCACAGCAAUGUGGCUAUUGCUUAAGCGCAUAUUGUGAAGACUAUGCUGAAACAAUAUAUUGUGCAGCUCUAUUACAUAUCUGUGUUCCAUGAUGAUCAAUACUGUUUGAGGAAGUCUGUUUUAGAUCCUUGGGUUCAUCAGUCUUAUUAUCAAUAUUUGUGGAAGGUUUAUUCCAAACUGCAGGUGAUGGUAAUCAGAAUAUUAAGCAUUAAGAGAAUAAUUUUUCUAACUUCAAAUGGACAUUUUUACAAAACAAUGCUCAACCAGGGCUUUAAACUUUAGUUCUCAUGUAUUGUAUGUAAGAUCUGUAAUGGGUGGUGUUGAGCCCUUGUGAUUUGGUAUAGAAUUGCAGUUUAUUUUACUUUCUUAGUAUUUCUUUUUAAGUUUUUAGUUAAACAGAUUUGCCCAGUUUACUCUGUCCCACACCGGGCAGUGAGUAUUUAUUAACCGCAGCCGUGUGGUAAAGACAAGGACAUACGAUAAAUGAUUGCAAGUAGUCAUUUACAAUCAUAAAGCUGACUCUGGUGAAUGAUAUGAAAUUCCUCACGUUUUAUUUGCACGUCAGGCCUUCGCAGAUUAAUGAAGAAUUUAGUUUUUUGUAUGUUUACGUGUGUUUUUUUUUUUGUUACAUUUCAUAUUUCCAUAUGUUCACUACACUCAACCUCGGUGAGCACUGAUGCUGAUAAAUGCACAAUCACAGCUUUGGUUUGUGCGUGAACACGGUCACCUCAAAAACCAUCCUAACACUCUCUGUAGCACUGGACCACUGUCCUGACUGGUGUGGUUGUUUGGGACAGACUUGAUUUUGCUUCAGUUCCAUUAUGGGUUGAGUUUGUUGUGGUGCACUACUCCAUAGCUGGCCAUGUCUCUUAAGUGCUAAUAGCAGUUCAUAAAAAAAAAAAUGUUCUGUUUCUUCGGGGCAUGCAGUAUACUACAGUACAUGCCUGGUGUUUUUUUAAUACUUUAUACAUUGUGAAGUCAUAUUUUAUUUUCUGCAUUUGGCCCAAAUUGUGGAGCUUUUUUAUUUUAUUAAUAUUGGAUAAUAUUACAGCAGCUCUUUAGAGCAUUUGCUAUCCACAAUUUUUUUUUGUUUUGUUUUAAUUUUGUGUUAGCUGCAAAAUAUGGAAAAAAAAAAUACUCCGUUCAAACUAAACAAGGUGUUUUGUUUCGAAGUAGUAUAAAGAGUAAUGUGAUGUUAAAUUAUUACGUAAUACACAAAACAACAAGAAAAUGCUUAUUUUGUUCGUGUGCACUAGGGUUGCGACGGUAACUGGUUUCACAAGUUACCAUGAUAUUAAAAAAAAAAAAAAUUACAUUUUGCAGACAUUAUAUUUUUUAUCGUUUAUUACCAGUAUUGGUAAAAUAAAAGCAAGGCAGCAGAAUAAAAAAAAAAGGAAAGAGUGCUACAAAAAAAAAAUGGGAUUACUGUGGAGGCCCCCUUAAUGAACACAAAGUUCACAGACACUGUCACCAACUAUAAGCAUGUAAUCCAGUUUAGAAAAAACAGUUAGCAUUGCAGCUAACACCCUUUAAGCCUGCUUAGGCCAGCUUUUAGCAUUGCGGCUAAAGCACUCCAUCACUACCAGCUGCUGUGGCUAACCCACUAUUCUAGGCCAUAAUAUAUAUAUAUAUAUAUAUAUAUAUAUAAAAUCCAGCUCUAAAUAAAUAAGUUAAAUAAAUAAGUUAGAGGCUGGCUGUUAGCAUUGCUGCUAAAUGGCUCCAACACUGCCAAGGCCAUCUGCUGUGUCUGUUAGCAUCUGGUCUUUAGCCUGGCUGUUAGAAUUUGAUUUAAAAUAUAUUUUUGAAAUGGUAAUCUGACGUUUCAUGGUCACGUUGCACAGAUGGCUGCUGAGUGAACUGAUUUGCCUAUUUUGCCUGGCUGUUAGCAUCAUGGCUAACCUGCUGUUCUGUUCUAACCUGGCAUGGUAGCAUUCUUAACAAGGCUUCUCAACAAGUGUCAGUAAAUAAUCGCCUUGUGUCUAAAAAUUAAGUCUGUCUAGUUUAAAUCCUUAACAGCAAUCUAGUGAAGUACUAGUAUGUAUUCCAUCAUAUUUAUUAUUCUGAUUCUGUUCAUUAGUACCAAUAUGAUUAAUAUUAGCCUGGUAAUGCUUUAGGUUCAAUGUGAAAUAUCGUCAAUACUGUGAAAACACCGAUGCAACCCUAGCGUUCACACUAUACUACAGAGAAGGAGAGUGUGUGUGUCUGUGUGUGAAGAAGAUGAGCGUGAAAGUAUGUAAUGUGAAACUUUUUUUUUUCUUUUUUCUUUUUCUCUUAAAUGAAUGUGUGAUGAAUUAUAUACAUCUAUGUAAGAUCAGUUGUCAUAUUUCAAAAAGGUGCUGUUUGUGUUAGGUUUACAUAUUCAUGCUAACGGAACCUGGCGGUUUCCCGAUCACAGACACGGGAGCAGAAAGAACUACAGCUCUACAAGCUACACUGCUAAUUUCAGUUAGCGCCGCGAACGCUACCGCGCUAUCGUCUGCACAAGGACUGCUCCUACAGAUUACUUGGUGUAGCUGCUCUGCCUCAUUUAUCCCUACAUGGCUAAUAGUGACCCUUCAAAGCUAAUUAUCACACUCUGUUUAAAGAAGACGUCAGGAGAACCAGACCUUCAUCCUCCAGAACUGCGCUAAUUAGUGCGCUAAGCGAAGCCGUUACUUGUUACUGUAACUAGCCAAGCAUUACUUUUUAGGCAAGAGCUGCAAUAAGAACUUUUUUUUUUGUUUUUUUUUUGCAAAUGACUAAUCAAAAAAAAAAAGAAAAAAAAAAGUGGUUCGCUGUAUAUCGUCACCGUGUAUAUGAAAAAAAACAAUUAGUUUUUUUCAUUUUUGUUUUUGUUGGUGUUCGUUUUUGUAUACUGACUGGUCGAUGUGCCGACUCCUCGUGUGCACUUUUUGAUUUAGAUUUUUGUCUGGUUUCGUCUAGUGCUGAAGACGUCCAUGCCGCCAUCACAUCCCUCCUGUAGCAUGUAUCCUGUAGCAAGAAAGGAACACAAAAAAUGCUGACUUCUGUGGAGUUUAAAAGCUGACUUGGGUGUUCGUAAGAAUCUGCAUUUUAAAUUUUUGAGUUAAAAUUUCCUAACUUGAAAAAUUUGGGUAAAUCUGCAUUAACACUGAUCUGUCUCACAAACCCCACUGCAAUGUAUCCCAUCAUUUUCUCUGGGAAGCAUUCUUUUAGCCAUCUUUGGUUAGUAGAACGUUUUCUGAACGUUACAAAGAACACUCUUAAAACGUUUAAUCUGUCAAGUUUUCUGAAUGUCUUAGAAUGUUUUAUCUAACUUUUUAAAUAUUUUGGUACCUACGCUGCAACGUAACUUGUGUCAUUGUUUUAAUGCAAAGUUUUGGGAAUAUUUCUUUUAUCAUUCAUUAAUGUAAGUAUUCAUCAAGCUGGGAAUGUUAUGUAAGGAAAACUAAUAAUGUUGUGGUGAUUGUUACAGUUUCGGCCUGGCUAAACUUUUCAAAACAUUGCUAAAUGAAGUUGAGCCGAGAUGCAUUUAUCCAAUCAGAAGAGAGAAGUGUAAGUUUGCUAAUACAUCUCCUCAGUGCAAUGUCUGAAACAUGAAUCAUUCACUCCAUAUUUUAACGUUUCAGUAAAGCAAUGAGCAAAUGCUAAUUAUUGCAAUUAAAAUUUUCUGUAAGUUAGUUUUUAGAAUGAAUAUCUUAGGCUUAUCAGGGGUGGUCGUUCCAGCACAAUGGAACCAUUUAAACACAAUAUUUUGUCCCUUCUCCACUCCAAAAUACACAUUUAGAGCACAGAAAAAGCAUUGGCAAGUUUUAAAUAUAUAAACUACACCAUUAAAUAUAUUUCUUUUUUUUUUUUUAAGAAGUCAAGUGAUUUUAAAGCAAAAACACCAAAUGCAGAUUCAAACGCUUCAGCUUUUUAGCUCCAUAGACUUCGGGCCCACUUGCUACAGACCACACCGCUGUGCACUGGGGGUCAGUCUCUUAUAUAUGUGAGUGAGUGAAUGAUUAGUUUGUUAUUUUGUUUUAUUUUAUGUUGUUUGGGCCUUUAUUUGUUGUCUUAAUGUAAAAAUAUAAAGAUGCAUCACUGAAGCAGUGGUCUCAGACGGGGCUAAGCUAAUCACUAAGCCCGAAAAAAAGAAUGUUCAGCUGUAGAGAAAAAGAUUUGCAUUAAUUUUAUUCCUGUUUAUUUUUACUUGGUUGUUAGCAUUGUGACUAGCUAACUUUAUUGUACUCUAUCCCACACGGUAGCCACGACGUCUCCACAAUUAUUAGCAACUAAUCCAGAACAGAAAACAAGUAGCAUGUGACUAACACAAUAGCUCCAAGUGUGCUGAGGCCUGCAGUUAGCAUUGCGGCUAAACUGCUGCAAUCCUAACGAGACCAAUACAGCUAACAGACUGUUUAAAAAAGGGUCCAUGAAGGUUAGCCUGUAACGUUACAAAUAAAACAUUCCAGCAAUGUGCUAAAAACAUGAGACGUAAUGAUUUUUUUAUCACAGUGUUAUAAAAGCAUUUAAAGUAUUUUUUUUUUCCAAAAACAUUGACAUAAGUGACGUUUUGACAGAACGUUUAAUAAAAUAAAACUCUACAGACUGAACAUUCUAAAAAUGUUAGCUAACGUUGAGAAAACGUAGAUAUGCUAACUAAAACAGUUAGCUGUGAUUAUGGCUCCAGUUUGAGACCGCUGCUAAGACCACAAGAAACUCCAGCCCCCUGAUUUUUGUGUGUGUGUGUGUGUGUGUGUGUGUGUGUGUGUGUGUGUGUGUGUGAGCUUGCUAGUGGCAGUGCUUAUUAAAGAAGACUGAGUGAGGUUGGAGUUCACACCUGCGUGAGUGACUGUUAUGCUAACUGUUGCCUAAAGAGGAGACAAAACACAAAUUUUAUAUGAAAAAUGUAAGUGAAUAAUAAAGAUAAAAUAAAGCAGAAA
Messenger RNA from Astyanax mexicanus (Mexican tetra), 10151 nucleotides. It is a transcript of the gene csrnp2, whose product is annotated as cysteine-serine-rich nuclear protein 2. Bases 840 to 2510 code for a protein of 556 amino acids. NCBI's taxonomy places the organism in Eukaryota, Metazoa, Chordata, Actinopteri, Characiformes, Acestrorhamphidae. Gene Ontology annotation, biological process: regulation of transcription by RNA polymerase II. Gene Ontology annotation, molecular function: sequence-specific DNA binding; DNA-binding transcription factor activity, RNA polymerase II-specific. The transcript is spliced from 5 exons. The record is from RefSeq and is a predicted model, not a curated record. Gene Ontology annotation, cellular component: nucleus.